UCCACCACUGGGAGACACUCGGCGCAAGUCAGAAAUAUACUGGACAGGGUGCCAAUCCGCCCAGCCAAUGUAGAUGCCCAUCCAAUAGCAUCGCUGAGAUUCGAACCCAGAGUGCACCAUGCCUAGCUCCCUGCUGUGGGCCGUAGACGUAUAUGGGAGGGUUUAUAGUCUGUCAACAGCAGGGCAGCAGUGGGAGCAGUGUCGUGAUGCCCACUUGGAGUUCAAGCGUGUCACGGCUGCAAGCCAGUGCUGCUGGGGCAUCGCUUGUGAUCACAACAUCUACCUGUACGUCCAUGCCAGUGAGGUUCCCAUCCGCUACCGUGAGGAGACCUAUGAAAAUCAGCGAUGGAAUCCUGUAGACGGUUUCUCGGACCGCCUGUUGCCUAGUGAUCGUUGGCAGUGGAGUGACGUGACAGGGCUGCAGCAUCAGCCGCUGGAAGGUUUUCAGCUUCCGUCUGAAAAUUGGGAGUGGGAGGCUGACUGGUAUGUGGACGAGAACUUUGGAGGGGAUCCCACAGAGAGAGGGGGUUGGACAUACGCUAUUGAUUUUCCGGCCACCUACACCAAAGACAAGAAAUGGAACUCUUGUGUACGUCGCCGCAGAUGGAUGCGCUACCGGAGGUACAAGUCACAGGACACCUGGGCUAAGAUCCCCUCAGAGCAGACAGCUUCUCUUCCUGACCCAUUUAAUGACAUAAGCUGUGGUGGCUGGGAGAUCACUGAGGAGCCACUGGGGCAGAUCUCACUGUGGGCUGCUUCUCUUCAAGGAAAGGUUUGGUUCCGAAAUGGCAUCAACCACUAUGAUCCAGAGGGCUCAGUAUGGGAGGAGGUGGAAACACCAGGAGAGGUUGUGCAGAUAAGCUGUGGGACAUCUGAUCUGCUCUGGGCAGUACUCUGGGAAGGCCAGCUGCUGGUCAGAGAGGGCAUUAGCAGAGAUUGCCCUAAGGGCUCCUCGUGGGUAGUGGUUGAUUCACCGAGUCCAGGAGUUGGAGCUAUUCAUGUAGCGGUGGGAGUCAAUGUUGUUUGGGCUGUGACAAAGGAUAAUAAAGUUUGGUUUAGGCGGGGAGUGAACUCCCACAAUCCCUGUGGCUCAGGCUGGAUUGGGAUGGUGGGGGAAAUGCUGAUGAUCAAUGUGGGCCUCAAUGACCAGGUGUGGGGCGUUGGCUGUGAGGACCGGGCGGUAUAUUUUCGUCAAGGUGUAACUGUCAGUGAGCUGAGUGGGAAGGCCUGGAAGGCUGUGUCUGUACCCAGAGACACUGAGCGCUCUAACUCCAGCGCCAGUGCCAGCAGCCUGCAGAGUGCCGGUUGUUUUUUUGGUGGCGAGGUCCGUCUGCAGUCACAGGCCUCCGUCCUGAGUGACGCAGACUCUGAAGCAGAGAAACCAGCGGACGGAAAAGCUCCCCCUGUCGAGUCUGAAAACCCACCUAAACGACAAAUCCCCAAAGUGACCAGUGACAGCUUCAUUUCAGAGCUGGUGUCUGACCGAGAGGGUCAAAUUGCAUGGCGUGAGCCCCCACCGAACACGUCCAUCCUGGAGGAGGAGAGUGUGGAAUCAGAUGUGGAGGGGAAAGACAAGGCUACCCCAGCCCUGUUGGUUUCCCCUAGCCAGUCUGGCCAGCUCGACCCGCAGUGGAGCAAUGUGGACUUGGAGGAGGCCCAGACUCACCUGACUGUUCGGACCGGAAGGGAUGCAGCUGACACCUCCAGCUUAUCGUCCAUAGCCACCUUCAACCUGGGUGUGGAGGAGCCAUAUGGGCCAGAUGAGCACCCACUGUGGGCCUGGGUUAGUGGAGGAGGCUGCUCUGUCGACUCCCACUCCCAGCUUAACUGGUUUAAUGCCCCAGGCCUGAUCAACUCUAUGCAGGCCAUGUCGCUGUCCAUCACACCAGCACAGACAGCAACUUGGCACAAACAAAUCUUAGAGCAGCUCAGUGAGAGGUCCAAAAGAGAGAUGGAGAACUUCAGGCAUUAUGAGCAAGCCAUCGAACAGUCUGUGUGGGUGAAGAAGGGCACCAUGCAGUGGUGGAGGGACUGGAAGCCUCACAAGUGGGUGGAUGUGCAGUUUGCGCUGGAGCAGUUUUCUGGAACCGACGGCAACAAGGAUGGCAUUCUUUUCAUAUAUUAUACCUUUAAUGAGGAGAAGAAGUAUCUUCAUGCAUUUGUUAAUGAAGUCACCAUCCUGGUGCCAGUGCUGAAUGAGUCUAAGCACACAUUUGCCAUCUACACAGCGGAAAGGACCAAGCAGAGGUGGCCCAUCCGCUUGGCAGCUGCCACCGAGCUGGAGAUGCAUGACUGGCUGGCUCUGCUCAGUGUGUCCUGCUGCGACUCCCGAGGUAUCCAGGGUCCACCUUCCAAACAGGCCAUCUGGUCCAUCACCUGCAAAGGAGACAUAUUCGUCAGUGAACCCACGCCAGGCUUAGAGGCUUCACCUUACCCGACACCCUGUGACCAAAUGUUCUGGCGCCAGGUUGGAGGGCAUCUGCGUAUUAUUGAAUGCAAUAGUCUGGGAGUGGUGUGGGGAAUCGGUUAUGAUCACACAGCCUGGGUCUACACAGGGGGCUAUGGAGGAGGCUUCUUUCAGGGCCUUGCCAGCAGCACUGAUAAUAUCUACACACAGACUGAUGUGAAGAGUGUGUAUAUAUAUGAGAACCAACGGUGGAAUCCUGUUACUGGCUAUACAAACAGGGGUCUCCCUACUGAUCGUUACAUGUGGAGUGAUGCAUCAGGCCUCCAUGAGUGUACCAAGACUAACACUAAACCCCCCUCUCCACACUGGACAUGGGUAUCAGACUGGGCUGUUGACUACAGCGUACCUGAAGGAACAGACAGAGAGGGCUGGCAGUAUGCAGCUGAUUUUCCUGCGUCAUACCACGGUCAUAAAACCUUAAAAGACUUCGUCCGGCGCAGGCGUUGGGCUAGAAAAUGUAAACUCACUACGACUGGUCCGUGGCAGGAAGUUCCACCCAUCUCUCUAAGCGAUGUCACAAUUUGGCCAUGCGGGCCAAAGACCACUGUGGAGCAGGUGCUCUUAUGGGCCAUCAGCAAAAAGGGAGACGUGCUCUGUCGUCUGGGAGUCACCUCUCUCACUCCUGCUGGAUCUUCAUGGCUCCAUGUGGGAACAGAUCAGCCCUUCAAGUCCAUUUCUAUUGGAGGGGUGUAUCAGGUGUGGGCGAUUGCCAAAGAUGGUUCAGCGUUCUACAGGGGAUCUGUGUCACCUCAAAACCCUGCAGGUGACUGCUGGUACCAUAUCCCCUCCCCAGCCAUGCAAAAGCUCAAACAGGUGUCAGUGGGCAGGACAUCAGUCUAUGCUGUGGAUGAAAAUGGAAACCUGUGGUAUCGCCAUGGGGUAACGCCCAGUUACCCUCAAGGUUCAUCGUGGGAGCAUAUUUCAAAUAAUGUGCGCAAAGUGUCUGUGGGGCCUCUGGAUCAGGUGUGGGUCAUUGCUGAUAAGGUGCAGGGCAGCCACAGUCUGAGCUGUGGGACGGUUUGUCGCAGGCUAGGUGUGCAGCCCCUGGAGCCCAGAGGACAGUCUUGGGAUUAUGGCAUUGGGGGUGGUUGGGAGCACAUCAGCGUCAGAGGCAACGCUCUGGAGGCUCCACGCAUCUGCAUGCCAUCACUGACCGACAGCGGGUACAGUGGUAUACCUCGACGUGGCUCGCAGCAGCCAGAAAUCAACGGCAAUGCUGUAGGAUGUUAGCAACACGACACCUGUUCCACCUGUUUUCCAACUGAUUUCCACCUGACCUACUGCAUAUUAAGCCUAAAGCCAUUCCUAAUCUCAACCCUCACUUUGGUGUAGCCCCUGUUCCACAUCCUUCCAGCCCUUCAGACUGCAGUCACAUGGUUAGAUAAUUUCCAUAAAAAUUGAAGUAGUUAGUAAUGUAUUGUUAUUUUACGUAUUGUUUUUACGUAGUAGUUUUGUUUGAAAAGGGCGGUUCUCAACUUUCUUAUUGAAUGGGCUGCAACAGUGGCCAACAGCCAGUCACCCAGCUGAACACACGCAUCAACAUUUAGGAAUAAUAGCCGUGUGGGCUGCACCUUUUUGUCCAGAAGCUACAGAUUGAGAACUCCUGGUUGGAAGGUCUUAAAUUAUUAGUUGUUUUAUCUGUCUGUAGUGAUGCGAGUUAUUUUGUUUAUCUGAUUUCAGUAGCAGUGUAUUCGGGACAGAAGGUCAGAGCUUGGUGUAGGCUAACUACUGCUCUGCACACGUUCCUCUCAAAAUCUAACAAACAAAGCGUGCUAUCACACACAGUUACAGACUGUUACACAGACGGGGUCAUUCAAACAAAACUAAACUAAAAAGGUGAGGCUAACAGCAUUAGCUAGGAACAUGUUUCCCUUUCACUGGCUGCUAACAUUAGAUUCCUUCCCUACUGAGCACAAUGACCUGCUGACUUGUAGUAACACAAACAGUCUGAAGCUAUAAAUGUGAAGAGUGUGUGUGUGCAUCAGAGUAAUGCCAUGAAGACGUGUGUUUCUCAGGAGGUGUAUGCAUGCUUUAGAGAAGAAUGUUACCGACUAGGGGAAAAGAGAUAUAAUGCAGAAGUACAGAACACAUCUUAACCCUUUGAUGCACAAGCUAAGCAAACCCCUUCUAAUGCACAACAUGGGUCAAAAAUGACCCAUAUUCAUCCAUUCAAGAAUAUUUUCAUAUGCACAUUUGUCAGUUAUUCAUGUAUUUGCUGUCUUAGCUAAUAAAAGCUAUCUCUUCUAGAAUAUGUAAACAGCUAGCAAGCAAAUAGUAUUGGGCAUAUUCAAGAUUCAAGAGCCUAAUCUUUGGUUGUCUUUCAAAAGAUCAGUAAAUAUGUUUUUGACUACAAACACUUACAAAUGUCAGUAGUUUCUGUCAAAUUCCAUAGUAAAUACAUAAUGGUCAUUUUUGACCCAUGUUGUGCAUUAGAAGGGUAGUGAUACAAAAAUGAUUUUUAUUAAAAAAGCAAAAAAUAUAAAACUGAAAUAAGGAUUUGUGAUGAUCAAAAACAAGUUAAUUGAAAAAUUCAUGGAAGCUUGAAUGACGAAAUUAAUUUAUUGCAAAGAUAUAGAAAAUAAAAACUCAGUUGGGUCACUUUUGACCCAGGUUGUGCAUCAAAGGGUUAAAGAUACUUUUCACCAUUUAAUGAAUGAAAGCCUUUAUUUGUCAUAAAUACAUAUACACAUGUACAGUACAAUGAAAUUCUUUCUUUCGCAUAUCCUAGCUUGUUUGGAAGUUGGGGUCAGAGCGCAGGGUCAGCCAUUGUACUGCGCCCCUGGAGCUGAGAGGGUUAAAAGCCUUGCUCAAGGGCCCAACAGUGGCUGCAUGGCAGAACUUCUCAACCUUUCAGUUGAUAGCCCAAAGCUCUACCCACUAGGCUAUCACCGUCCCAUUUAUGCAGAUCUGGACAUGAUUCUGGGUUAAAUGGGCAGACGAAAGUAGCGUGGUGCUGCACAGUCAUAGUUGUUUGGAUUGUUCUCCCUUACUGUGCACAUAUUUUCUUUUUCAUGGACUGCUGUUAAUCUGACACCAAGCUACUGCACUGUUGAAACUACUGUGUUAUGAUAGAUACUGUGACCGUAAGAUCCUGUGCUAAGAGGAUUUUAUCCAUGUGUAUGGUCUCACUGGAAAAACUAGGUAAACUUUUAUACAUAAGACCAAUUUAAAAGGUAAGAAAGUGUGUCAACUGUUUGCUGAAAACGUUUAUUGUAAUACAUUCAGUUGGCAUAUCUAUCCAUCCUUUUGGUAGCGGUUUUUGACAACACACGUGCAAUUCUUAGCAUUACACAAUGAUAAAGAAGUUUAUUUUCUCAGGAAUCCCAAAGAUCCCAGUGGAUUUUCAGCACGUACAAAUACAGAUGAACUAUUAAUAUUUACAAAGGCAGCACAAUGAGAGUAUAAGGGAUAUUUAUUUUAAUUAAAGUUGCAUUAUGGCAGUGCCAUUGUAUGAUUGUACACUUUUAUGGUAGUAUGUAAAACAUUAUUGUAAAUUGAAGCAGGGUUUCUCAACCAAAGGCCCACGACUACAAAUAGUCACCACAAGUAGUAGCCUACACUCAGGCGAAGUCAUUGGGCUAACUUUAAAAUUACUGAUGGCAAUUUCAUUACAAUUAAAACGAAAGAAUUUAAUUUGCUGUUAAUAAAUGCAAAUAUCAUAAAAGUACAUAUGAUAGUCUUCUGCAAAUACAACCUUAAGGUUGUGGUUUAACUUUCAAGUAUGACUCCAAAAUAACAGUUCCAAACACAUCCUGUAGAAAAGCUACUUAAUUCCUGGUACGUGCUGGUAUGUUUGCUUGACAUGGGUACCUUUUGUUUUUUGGUUUUAUUUAAUAUCAGUAUAAAUGUUAUUUUCAUUUUAAAUAGAUUAUUUAUUAUUAUUUGGUAUGAGGUCUUAUUUUAAAUAUCUCAAGUACUUGGCAAAUGAAGGGAUGAAAAACAUGAGUUUUUGUACAGUGGGCCUAAUGUUGACUAGUUUGAGAAACCCUGUAUUUAGGCAUGAUUUUGGGGCAUUACCUAUAGCUAAGUGAGUAUAAAUAAAAAUUAUAUAUAUGUACACAUACAUGGAGAUAGAUUAAAAAAAAAAAAGUGAAAACUUUGGAUGGGAAAAAAAUAGUUUGUAUAGUUGUGCACUAUAUUUCAGUUGUCAUUCCAUAGUGAGAUGUGUGAUGGCAAAGGUUUUUAAAGGAAAGGUUUCCCAGGGUUGUACCAUGAAAUAAAAAAAACAUACAAAACUGUAAUAAUUACAGAUAUUAUAAUAACUUGUUGUCAGUGUUCAUGUAUGCAUGAUGUCCUUUCAAUAAACGUGACCA
Molecule: messenger RNA, 6780 nt
Organism: Trichomycterus rosablanca
Lineage: Eukaryota; Metazoa; Chordata; Actinopteri; Siluriformes; Trichomycteridae
Gene: tecpr1a
Product: tectonin beta-propeller repeat containing 1a
Exons: 25
Coding region: 119-3697 (1192 amino acids)
Biological process (GO): autophagosome maturation
Cellular component (GO): lysosomal membrane; autophagosome membrane
Molecular function (GO): phosphatidylinositol-3-phosphate binding
Source: RefSeq, a predicted model, not a curated record